Molecule: messenger RNA, 1867 nt
Organism: Anastrepha ludens (Mexican fruit fly)
Lineage: Eukaryota; Metazoa; Arthropoda; Insecta; Diptera; Tephritidae
Product: gamma-butyrobetaine dioxygenase-like
Exons: 5
Coding region: 113-1396 (427 amino acids)
Biological process (GO): carnitine biosynthetic process
Cellular component (GO): mitochondrion
Molecular function (GO): oxidoreductase activity
Source: RefSeq, a predicted model, not a curated record
GGCACACCCCGCCAAGGUUUAACUUUCAUUCCAUACAGAGCGAAAGUGUUAACUAGACAUUUACUACUACUAUUCUAAGUUCUUUGUAUUCACUGUAAGUGCGCGUGCAAGGAUGCGAACAAUAACGAGUUGCUUUUUGCGCAAGCUACUCUCGCCUAAGCAAUCGUUUCGGUUGCAAGGACUGUCGCUCCGCCACAUCAGCACCACUGUGCGCGAACACGACCAAAUGCUGCUGAUCAAGGAGCAUCCGCAGCAAUCGGCGAAAGCGAUGCAAUUUCCAGGCAUUUGGCUACGCGAUAACUGCCAGUGUGAGCAGUGUUUCCAUCGGGAUUCAUUGAGUCGCAAACCGAAUAGUUGGACGAACUUCGAUACGAAAGUGAAAGUGCAAAAUGUUACGGUGGAUGAGUCACGACAAGCUGUAAAUAUAGUUUGGUCCGAUCGGCACCGUUCAACAUUUUCAUUGAGUUGGUUAAAGGAACGCGAUUUCUCGUCCGAAGCACGUGAACGAUAUAUGAAUGAAUGGUAUCGGCCGCAAUCGAAGCAUUGGGGUAAGGCUGAUUUUGAUAAGAUAUUGAAAAAGUUUGAUUACUGGGACGUCAUGCGCAGUGACCCGGUUCUUAUGGAAUGGCUGGAGGCCUUAAUGAUUCAUGGGGUUGCGAUGCUCAAAAACUCACCGCUGGAUAUUGGUGUUGUAAAGUCAUUAGCCAAUCGAAUUGGUUUCAUACGCAAAACCACUUACGGUGAGGAAUUCAGCGUUCGCUUUCGCCCAGAUGCGAAAAAUUACUCGUACCUCUCAGAGCCGCUACCGUUGCACACCGACUUGCCCUACUAUGAGUAUAAACCCAGUGUCACCUUCCUGCACACUCUUGAACAAUCGCGCUCCAAAGGCGGCUGGAAUACGAUUGUGGAUGGUUUCAAUAUCGCCGAUCAGCUACGCGUCCACCAGCCGCAGCAUUUCAAAAGCCUGUCAGAAGUUCGUGUCAAUUGGUGUGACAUUGGUGAGGAUGCCGAUAAGGCUUUUCAUAAUAUGUGGCGUGCACCAGUUAUUAACCUAGAUGAGAACGGCAAGUAUGCGCGCAUCAAUCACAGUGUGCCCCAACGUGACAGCCACUUCAGCAUCGAUGUCGAUAAGGUGACGCCCUGGUAUGAGGCCAAUGCCAUAUUUGUACGCAUGGCUCACGAGCAGGAGGUCACCUUUAAAACGGAGCCGGGUGACGUUUUGUCUUUCAACAACCUACGCAUGUUGCACGGCCGCACUGGUUAUGAUGACAGUGAACGCAAUGUGCGGCACAUUGUGGGUGGCUUCGUCGACUGGGAUAUCGUUUAUUCGAAGAUGCGUGUAUUGAAGCGGGCGGCUUUAGCAGGGCGGGUGGAAAAUGUAGCGAUCCACGCGUGAAACAAAGAAUCAAAGGAACGCCAAUUGGACCAGUAUAGACUCGUGCUAGCACAAUUACGCCACUUUAGCUUCUACAAUAUUCACAAUAUUUUUUGCGCUAAUAUUUUUUCUAAAUUUUAUUCUUAAUUUUUUAUAAAAACAUAGUUCAUUGUUUAACUAAAACAUUAUAAAUCAAGUCUUCAAAACUAGCACAAAAUUCACAGAAAUUUAACUAAUUUCAAAGCAUUGCUAUCAAGAUUUUUAACUUUUUAAUUAGAAUCUUGAGACAGUUUCUGGAUACGCGAUUCUAUAAUCCAUCGCUUUUUCAUGUAAUAAAGCGUAAGUUCGAAGUCGCUGGAAAUCACGUAGAUUUUUGCCUAUUUUAAGUAAAUACGAUGUGGAGAAUUUUUCUACCUCCUGUCCGCUGUUGCUAUGAUAGCGAACGCCAAACAUACUUACUAAAUCCUGCCAUAUUUUCUGUUACAAGUUAAG